Messenger RNA from Tricharina praecox, 1708 nucleotides. RefSeq names its product P-loop containing nucleoside triphosphate hydrolase protein. NCBI's taxonomy places the organism in Eukaryota, Fungi, Ascomycota, Pezizomycetes, Pezizales, Pyronemataceae. The transcript is spliced from 6 exons. Bases 1 to 1701 code for a protein of 566 amino acids. The record is from RefSeq and is a predicted model, not a curated record. Gene Ontology annotation, cellular component: nucleus. Gene Ontology annotation, molecular function: ATP binding; RNA helicase activity; RNA binding.
AUGGACACCUCGUCCGGCGCUUCAAUUGCCCCUUCCAUUACCGCCAUGGAAUCCCUUUCCAUCAAUAGCUCUCUCAGCAAGAUUGACAUCAAUGACACUGAGACCGUCGGACAAUGGGCUCAUCGUGAGGCGUUCGACUAUCCGUCUCUCACAGCCACUCGUGAUGCUGAGCUUCCCCGCUCGCAGCCUUACGGUGACUGGCUCGCCUCCGCAGAACGAUAUGAGUGGAAGGACGACUAUGGCGACGUUGCUCCUCGCAACGAGGCGCUUGAGAGGAUGCUUUUCGGUCUCGACGAUGAUGAGCCUUGCGGAGCUGGUAUCGACUUUUCGAGGUUGUUCAUUCUCAAGGUUCAAAUCGAUGGAACCACCAAGCCAAACCCCAUCUUGGAGUUCGCUGAAGCGGGUCUGCACCCCGUCAUGCUUGAGAACAUCGCGCUCUCCAAGUAUACGAGGCCGACCCCCAUCCAGCGCUACUGCAUUCCUGCCAUCCUCUCCGGAUACGAUCUGUUGUCAUGUGCGCAGACUGGAUCCGGCAAGACUGCGGCUUUCUUGAUCCCUAUCUUGUCCAAGUUGAUGGGCAAGGCCAAGAAAUUCGCCGCUCCCCGUCCCAAGCGCGGUGAGAAUGUGAGCUACAUUGCUGAGCCUCUCGUUCUGGUGAUUUCCCCGACCAGAGAGCUGGCUACUCAGAUCUUCGAUGAAUGUCGUCGCUUCUGCUACCGCUCCAUGCUGCGUCCAUGCGUCAUCUACGGUGGUGCCGAUAGCAUGACUCAGCGCAUCGAGCUCGGGAAGGGCUGUGACGUUCUGGUUGGGACUCCUGGCCGCACCAUCGACUUCCUUGAGAAGGGUUCCGUCCUUUCCCUCAAGCGCCUCAAGUACAUCGUGGUCGAUGAGGCCGACGAGAUGCUUGACAUGGGUUUCGAACCUCAGAUCCGCAAGCUCCUCCAGGCGAGCGACUGCAACCAGGAUGAUGACAAGCAGGUCAUGAUGUUCUCCGCCACUUUCCAGAAGCCCAUCCGCCAGCUGGCUGCCCAGUUCUUGUCGGAUGACUACAUCCAGAUCAAGGUUGGUCGUAUCGGCUCCACCCCCGACAACAUCACCCAGCACGUCAUCUGGGUCGACGAGGACAAGAAGAAGCAGGCUCUCUUCGAUCUCCUGUGCACUGCUCCUCCGGCUCGUACGAUGAUCUUCGUCAACCACAAGCGCACCGCCGACUCGAUCGACGACUACUUGUACAACCAUAAGUUGCCAUGCACUUCGAUCCACGGUGACAGGACUCAGCGUGAACGCGAGGAUGCCCUGAUCGCUUUUCGUUCGGGCAAGUGUCCGAUCCUGAUCGCGACCGGCAUUGCGGCUCGCGGCCUCGAUAUCAAGAAUGUGAUGCAUAUCGUGAACUACGAUAUGGUUGCCAACAUCGACGAGUACAUCCACCGUAUUGGACGCACCGCUCGUAUUGGAAACCAUGGUCUCGCCACCAGCUUCUAUAACGACAGGAACUCGAGUAUUGCUCCGGACCUGGUCAAGAUUUUGAUGGAGAACAAUCAGGACGUCCCCGAUUUCCUCGAGGAAUACAAGCCGACCGGCGAGUUGAAUUUCGACGAAAAUGAUGACUCCGAAGAGUUGCCUUUCACGGCUGGAGCUGCCGCUGAUGGUGGCGCUUGGGGCACGGAGGGCGCUGGUCAGGAUCAGGAUCUGAGCUGGUAAAUUUACG